This is a messenger RNA of Daphnia pulicaria, 783 nucleotides long. RefSeq lists its product as uncharacterized. The record is from RefSeq and is a predicted model, not a curated record. The coding region runs from base 1 to 747 and encodes 248 amino acids. Gene Ontology annotation, molecular function: carbohydrate binding. The transcript has 10 exons. Lineage: Eukaryota; Metazoa; Arthropoda; Branchiopoda; Diplostraca; Daphniidae. Gene Ontology annotation, cellular component: external side of plasma membrane. Gene Ontology annotation, biological process: biological process involved in interspecies interaction between organisms.
AUGGUCAGAAUCACCAGAAAUCUCUCAUUUUCAAAGGUCUAUUGGUCAAAUAACGGUAUUCAAGAGAGGAUAUUAAGUUUGGUAGAAUAUUCAACACCAACCAACUUUGAAUGGCGUAGUAUAUCUGUUUUGAUUCCAGCCACUCAAUCCGCUCAAACGAGAAUUUCGAUAUAUGGGUUCUGUAAUUCUGGCAAUUCGGACGCUGUGGCAAUCGAUAAUCUCGUUGUCGAAUCAUCAGAUCAAACGGUAACCCCACCGUUGUCAACACAAAGCACCGGUUCCACUUCUUCUUCAUCAACGACUCCGCUUCCAGGCUCUUGUCCCUCGAACCUCGGCUCGGAAUCAGUCAGGUGUGAAACAUUGAACGGAAAGUGUUACUGUUUCUCGCUUUACAAGGUUGACAGUUGGUAUAUUGGCGAUUCGUAUUGUCGAAGCAACGGAGCAACUUUACUCGGUUUAGAAACACAGACAGAAAUUUCACUCAUUGACAACUAUAUUACGAGUGCAAGUUCUGGUCUAGAUAAAUAUGCUUACUGGACUUCAGGGCAAUGGGGAGGAACCGGUUACGUAUGGACUGGAUCUAACCAACCCUUUACUGCCACGAACUGGUAUCCUGGUCAGCCUGAUGACAUGGCCACUGGUUACUGCGUCAGAUUGUUUUAUGGGACCAACUAUGCUGGACGUUGGAGUGACAUAAUUUGUAGUGGCGAAGGCUAUACCCCUUUCUAUUUUAUUUGUGAACUGUAAGGAAAUUUAACAGUAUAACGGCGGUUAUUUAAACUU